Molecule: messenger RNA, 1046 nt
Organism: Daucus carota subsp. sativus
Lineage: Eukaryota; Viridiplantae; Streptophyta; Magnoliopsida; Apiales; Apiaceae
Exons: 6
Coding region: 68-694 (208 amino acids)
Source: RefSeq, a predicted model, not a curated record
AUAACAGGGUUUUAGAAGUCUAAUUCAGUAGCUAUCAAAAUCAAAAAUUUAAAAUUGCUGAAAAAGAAUGGGAAGAAAAAAUAAAAAAGCAGCAAAACCCCAGAAAGAAUCAUCCCACCCUGUCACUAAUCAUCAUUCAAAACAAGUGAUUUGCUUUGAAGGUGAAAAUCUUGUUCAGCUGCUUAAAUCAAUUCAGAGGGAGAUAGAGUCAGCAAGAAAUUUAGAUGGUGGUUUGCCUGAUAAGAUAUGGGUCAAGCAGCAGUUUUCGAUCGGGGUCAAUGAUGUAACCAGGGUUCUUGAGAGGAUGCCUCCUGUGUGCUCAACUGCUGGCAGCUCUAAUCCAGUGACUGGAAGUGGCAACAUUAAAGACACUCGACUGCAGGCAAUACUAUUGGCUUCAGAUUGCUACCCACAAAUGCUGACAAAGCAUUUGCCAAGCUUAGCCUCUUUAAAGAAUGUACCCCUGAUCUAUGUGAAGGAUAAGAGGCGAGGUUCUUUAAGAUUGGGUGAUUUGGUCCAGUUAAAAACUGCCAUUGCUUUAGGAAUUAAGGAUAGAGGAAAUGGCAUUAAUCAUCUUAUCGGAAAUAUUUUAAAUGAUCAAGAGUUAUGUGGUCUAGAUGCCCGAGACGACCUUAAAGCAUCCAAUAUCGAUAUGCUUGCUACAACCGAGAUAGUACCGCCCGUGACGCUAUAAAAGGCUCCAUUGAGGACCCAAUAAUUACACAAACAAGCUCCUGGAUGCAAAUCUAAGCUCAGUCAUGCACAUGCACAUGCAUAUCCCAUUUCCUGGUUAAAAAUCUGCCAUUUAGAAGAUUAAUUCCUCCAGAGGCUUCGACCAAGUUGUAUUCAGGUUAUUUGCUUAACAAAGGCAACCUUUUAGGUUUAAAUCUGUUGUUGAUUUUAUGUUUCUUUAAUUGUAAGUGUAAUGUGUUCUGCAUUAGUAUGUUGGAAAUGUAAUGUUAUUAUCUUCUGUAGUUUUACGCCCUGCUCUGAGUUGUAAACAGGGACGAAAAUAAGUGAAGAGGAAGUAAAGUCCUAUUUGUGCU